AUGCCACAACCAAAUUUGGAAACUGUUGUUUGCUCAAGGUCACCAGGAAGGUAUAACUGUAGAGAGCACUCAUCCACUCCAAAACCCACAACACUGCAAAUAGGGCAGCUGUCAAGGAAUGUGACAAGGGAGCAUAUCUUUGAAAUUUUUAAUGCAUUUGGAAAUGUAAAAAGUGUAGAAUUUCCAAUGGAUAAACUGCAUCCAGGCUGUGGUACGGGGUCUGCAUAUGUUGAAUAUGCAACGCUGGCUGAAGCUCAACGUGCAAUGAAGCAUAUGGUUGGUGGGCAGAUAGAUGGCCAGGAGAUAACAGCUGCUCUGGUGCUGAUGCCACCCAAACCAAGACCAUCUCUACCUCGCCCCCGUCCUCCCCGCAGACCUGUGCAUUGUUGGUCUCGAUCACCACCCAGCCAGCUGGCCAACAGCACACCCCAACAAGAGCGACCUACCCCAGGCAUCGCCCAGAUCCCGAGGCCACCCUUUCCAGACUACGAGAUGUCGGCCAAUCACCAACCACGAGUAAUUCCAGAUGAAGAUGAAGGCAUGCUGCUGACUCCUCCUGCUCCACUGCUGAGAUGCACACCAUACAACUGUCUCCUCUGGUCAGGGUGUGUUCAUCUGUAUGCUCCUGUGCCCUGA
Messenger RNA from Schistocerca americana (American grasshopper), 636 nucleotides. RefSeq names its product RNA-binding protein with serine-rich domain 1-like. Bases 1 to 636 code for a protein of 211 amino acids. Gene Ontology annotation, biological process: mRNA splicing, via spliceosome. Gene Ontology annotation, cellular component: cytoplasm; nucleoplasm; ASAP complex. The record is from RefSeq and is a predicted model, not a curated record. Gene Ontology annotation, molecular function: RNA binding. NCBI's taxonomy places the organism in Eukaryota, Metazoa, Arthropoda, Insecta, Orthoptera, Acrididae. The transcript has 4 exons.